CCGCAGAGCGUUAGAAUUUGCAGAGAGAAAGGCGGAGAAGACGGCGGAGCAAGGCGGCCGGAGAAGAGGGGAAACGCCGUGACUGAAACUCCGAUUACCGUACCGACGCCGGUGAGGAAAGAGAUCGAUCAGUACAUAUACAUACAGACCAAACCCUAGUCCCAAUUUUUUGUUUUUAUUUUUUUGUUGGAAUUUUUAAAAAAUGUAUGGGGAUUGCCAAGUGCUGUCGUCCAUGGCCGCCGGAAAUGGCGUCCCGCCGCCGGACUCGUUCUUUGCGCCGCCGCAGCUCGGGCAGAACCCUAGUUUCGGCUUCAUGUCCAACAUCAACAUGCCUUUCUCCAUCUUCCCUCCCAUCAUCCCUAAGGAAGAAGCUGGGUUAUUAAUGAAGGGGAAAGAGGGAGUGGAUAGCGGUUCAGGGAGCGAGCACAUUGAAGGGCUUUCCGGCAACGAACAGGAAACCGAUCAGCGGCGGCCGGCGGCGGAGGAGAACCAGCCGGCGAACAAGAAGAAACGCUACCACCGUCACACCGCGCAUCAGAUCCAAGAAAUGGAAACUUUAUUUAAGGAAUGUCCGCAUCCGGACGACAAGCAGAGGCUGAAACUCAGCCAAGACCUCGGACUGAAACCUCGGCAAGUCAAGUUUUGGUUCCAGAACCGGCGCACUCAGAUGAAGGCGCAACAAGACCGAUCGGAUAACGUUGUGCUCAGAGCUGAAAAUGAUAGCUUAAAGACGGAGAAUUACCGGCUACAAGCGGCGUUACGCAACAUCAUAUGCACCAACUGCGGCGGUCCGGGCAUCUUGGCUGACCUGAGCUUCGAUGAACAGCAACUCCGAAUGGAAAAUGCUCGUCUAAAAGAAGAGUAUGAGCGAAUGUGUUGUAUCUUCUCGCAAUACACCGGACGUGCAGGCCAGCCAAUCGGCCCAUCGCCGCUCCUCCCGGCGGCGCCCUUGGAAUUGGAAACCGCCGGCGGGUUCCCGAGAAAAUUUGAGGACAAUAUGGGCAGUUGUGAGGAUAUGGUUCCCGGUCAAUUCAUGGCAGAAAACCCUCAAUUUGCCGGCGGCCCUUUCAUCGGAGAAGAGGAGAAACCACUGGCGAUGGAUUUGGCAAUUUCUAGUAUGGACGAGCUGGUUAAGAUGUGCCGCGCCGGCGAGCCGCUCUGGGUUCGCGGGAACAACGGGAGAGAAAUGAUGAACGGCGAGGAGUACUCGCGGCUGUUCCCCUGGCCGUUGGGGAUUAACAAGCCGGAAUCAAGUGAUAUCAGAGCGGAAGCCACUAGAGCUACCGCGGUUGUUAUAAUGAACAGCAUCACCUUAGUUGAUGCAUUUUUGGACGCGGGCAAAUGGAUGGAGCUCUUCCCUUCCAUUGUUGCUAGAGCGAAAACCAUUCAAGUUGUUAUGCCAGGGGUUCCGGGUGACGCUAAUGGCUCACUUCAUUUGAUGUAUGCUGAAUUGCAAGCUCUUACCCCAUUGUUGCCAACCAGAGAGUGCUAUUUCCUCCGUUAUUGCCAGCAAAACCCAGAAGAAGGGACUUGGGCCAUUGUUGAUUUCCCUCAUGAUAGUCUCCAGAUUAACUUCCCUUCUUGUUUCCCCCAUUUCAAGAGAAGGCCUUCUGGUUGCAUCAUCCAAGACAUGCCCAAUGGAUACUCUAGGGUUACAUGGAUAGAACAUGCUGAGGUUGAGGAAAACCCAGUGAACCAAAUCUUCAGCAAUUUAGUGGCGAGUGGCGAGGCAUUCGGGGCGAGGCGGUGGCUCGCGGUGUUACAGCGGCAGUGCGAGAGGGUUGCUAGCCUUAUGGCACGGAAUUUAUCAGACCUGGGAGUGAUACCAUCUCCGGAAGCAAGAAAAAACAUGAUGAAUUUGGCUCAGAGGAUGAUCAAAACAUUCUGUGUGAACAUAAGCACAUCCUUAGGACAAUCUUGGACAUCCCUGUCGGAUUCCGCCGAGGAUACUGUCCGAAUCACCACAAGGAAAGUCACCGAGCCCGGCCAGCCGGCCGGGCUGAUUCUCAGCGCCGUGUCCACCACCUGGCUACCCUAUCACCACUUCCAAGUCUUCGAUCUCCUGAGAGACGAACGCCAUCGAGCUCAGUUGGAUGCUCUUUCUAAUGGGAAUUCAUUGCACGAGGUGGCUCACAUUGCCAACGGUUCUCACCCUGGAAACUGUAUCUCUCUCCUUCGCAUUAAUGUGGCUAGCAACUCUUCCCAGAGUGUGGAGCUGAUGUUGCAGGAGAGCUGCACGGAUGAUUCCGGCAGCCUGGUGGUGUACGCCACCAUGGACGUCGACGCCAUCCAGCUCGCCAUGAGCGGCGACGACCCCUCCGCCGUGCCUCUUCUGCCCUUAGGCUUCGUCAUAACCCCCAUGGCUCCCCCAGCCGCCGCCGCCCCGUCCUCCGAACCCGAAUGCCUGCCGGAAUCCGGCUGCCUCCUCACCGUCGCUCUCCAGGUCUUAGCCAGCACAAUCCCCACCGCCAAACUCAACCUCUCCAGCGUCACCGCCAUCAACCACCACCUCUGCAACACCGUGCAACAAAUCAACGCCGCCCUUAGCGGCCUCGACGACACCGCCGCUGCCGCCGACCAGUUCCCGGAAACCGACGACGAGAAACCCUAAUUACCCAAAACCUCUCCCUUGAAAAACGGAGUGAGAGGUUCUGAGUAAUUUGUGAAAAUCUCGGAGGGCAGUAUUGUCAAAACAACAAAAGUCUUGUUGGUAGGCAUUGGUAGAUAGGAGUAGUAAUUGCCCUCUGCAUGUGCAUGAACUAUAUUGCUGGCCUGCUGGGUAAAUAAAUGAUAAGAGACAAGUAGUGGAACUAGUAGUUCUUUAGGGGUAAUUAGGUAAUAGUGCAGGUAGGCUGGCCCUACUAUAAUAUUACUCAACGCACACCCUCUAAUAUUUUUCCGCAAAACUGACUUGAAUUUAUCCAUGUCCUCGUACGUUAUCAGUUCGAGAACAUCAAUAAACUUAAGUUAAUUUUGCAUAAAAAUAUUGAUCGAGAGUGCAAAUAGAGUAACAUUAUUUUCUUAGCUUGCGUCAAUGAUUGUUGUUUUUGUGAAUGGAUGAAAACUUUUGCUAGCAAGACAGGUGGGAUCGAGUUAAGAACGAUGAUGAUGAUGUGGUAGAGGAGUCAAGAGCGCACCAGAUAAAAUCCUGGCUGGCUGGUUAGGCUAACCAUUAAUGCUUCCAGCUAGCUAGUAAGGAUGGUGGUUCGGGAAUUGACUUCUUGUCUAGUUGUCUUGUAAUGUUUGACCAUUUCUUGUAUUUCUUUGAAAUUUCUACCUUUGGUACUCAAUUUAAUUAUAUUAAGUGGUAUUGCUCAA
Ipomoea triloba (trilobed morning glory) is the source of this 3318-nucleotide messenger RNA. RefSeq names its product homeobox-leucine zipper protein ROC3. Lineage: Eukaryota; Viridiplantae; Streptophyta; Magnoliopsida; Solanales; Convolvulaceae. Bases 203 to 2611 code for a protein of 802 amino acids. The transcript is spliced from 12 exons. The record is from RefSeq and is a predicted model, not a curated record. Gene Ontology annotation, molecular function: lipid binding; DNA binding; DNA-binding transcription factor activity, RNA polymerase II-specific. Gene Ontology annotation, biological process: regulation of DNA-templated transcription.